AUGAUCGGGGCAUACGUAAACAAUGGCUUGGACGAGCACGCUCUGGAUCUCUAUAAGCGAAUGGCGCCGGCUCUUCCAAGCGCCGUCACCUUUGUCUCGGUGCUCGAGGUGUGCUCCAGCUUGGUGGACGUGAAUUCUCUCCAUGGCCGGAUCAAAGAGCUCGGGCUGGAAACCAAUCCAGUCGUCGCCACCGCGCUCAUCAACGCGUUUAGCGCUGCUGGAAGCUUGCUCUCGGCGGAAGAAGCCUUCCACUGCGUGGAUUGCAAGGACGCUGUGUGCUGGACGUCGAUGAUCACCGCAUUUGCCAGGAAUGGAGACGGCAUUGGAGCUCUCAAGACGUUCUCGCGGAUGAACUUGGAAGAGAAAGCUCUCUUAGAGAAAGCUCUCCAAGCGCGAGAAUGGUCGCGAAUUUGGCCAAGUGACUUGAAAAGUGUAGGCAUUAUUCUGGGGUUCUUUUGGGGAGCUUCGCGAUUUGGCGAUGGGUAA
Molecule: messenger RNA, 486 nt
Organism: Selaginella moellendorffii
Lineage: Eukaryota; Viridiplantae; Streptophyta; Lycopodiopsida; Selaginellales; Selaginellaceae
Product: putative pentatricopeptide repeat-containing protein At3g01580
Exons: 2
Coding region: 1-486 (161 amino acids)
Biological process (GO): RNA modification
Cellular component (GO): intracellular membrane-bounded organelle
Molecular function (GO): protein binding; RNA binding
Source: RefSeq, a predicted model, not a curated record